Messenger RNA from Trematomus bernacchii (emerald rockcod), 2661 nucleotides. Its product is annotated as monocarboxylate transporter 2-like. NCBI's taxonomy places the organism in Eukaryota, Metazoa, Chordata, Actinopteri, Perciformes, Nototheniidae. Gene Ontology annotation, biological process: transmembrane transport; monocarboxylic acid transport. Gene Ontology annotation, molecular function: monocarboxylic acid transmembrane transporter activity. Bases 141 to 1643 code for a protein of 500 amino acids. Gene Ontology annotation, cellular component: membrane. The transcript has 5 exons. The record is from RefSeq and is a predicted model, not a curated record.
CUACUAACUAGUCAAAACUGCGAGGAAGCCCCCGGGCCAUCAGUGUAACACGUGACGACACUUCAAAUAAGGCAGGAGGAGGUUGAAACCAUGGAUGUAUAAAGAAAGCUGUUGAAAACGAGACGCUCAUUCAAAGGAACAUGUCCCCUGCUCCAGCAGAUGAGUUGGGCCGCAAACCCCUGGAUGGAGGUUGGGGCUGGAUGGUUGUUGUCGGGGCUCACAUUUCCAUAGGAUUUGCAUACUCCACUCCCAAAGUGCUAUCCAUUUUCUACAAAGAGAUACAGGAGAAUUUAGGGGCCAGCUCCAGUGAAAUAGCAUGGAUUUCCUCCAUCAUGCUAGCUGCCAUGUAUGCAGGCGGACCGGUGAGCAGCAUGUUGGUGACUCGCUUUGGAAGCCGACCAAUAGUCAUGGCGGGUGGAUUGAUGUGUGGGGUAUCUAUGGUAACCGCUUCUUUUGGGAACUCCAUGGUUUACCUCUACCUUUGCAUUGGCAUCAUUGGAGGCUGCGGACUCUCCUUAAACCUCAAUGCCUCUCUCACCAUCAUCAGCAAGUAUUUCCUGGUCAAGCGGCCGUUAGCUAACGGACUAGCCAUGGCCGGGAGUCCCGUGUUUCUGUGUCUCCUGGCCCCUCUAAACCAAUAUUUACUGUACACAUAUGGCUGGAGAGGAAGUUUCCUUAUCCUCGGGGGUCUGAUGCUCAAUUGUUGUGUCGCUGGGGCCCUGAUGAGGCCUGUCAUUGCGUCUUGUAAGACAUCCAACUGUGCACCACAGAAGAAGGUGGAGGACAAGCCAAAUGAGUCCAACACCAAACUAAAAGAAAGCUGUAUGAAGAGUGCUAAGAGCUUCUUGGAUUUGACCUUCUUCAAGGAUAGAGGCUUCGUCAUUUACCUCAUUGGGAGCAUAAUGUUCAUCUUCGGCGCUUAUGCACCAAUUGUAUUCCUAUCAGCCUAUGCUAUAGACCAAGGGGUAGAUGAAUUCUCCGCAGCCUAUCUGCUCACUAUCAUGGGCUUUGUGGACAUGUUUGUUAGGCCUGCCACCGGCCUGAUAGCCAGCAGCAAGAGGGUCAGGCCCAGGAUCCAGUACUUCUUCAGCUUCGCCUUGGUUUUCACCGGCACGGUCCACUUACUGUGCCCAAUGAUUACCGUGUUCAAAAGCUACUCCUACACCUUCCUGGCGACCUACGCUGUCUUUUUUGGCGUUGGGUUCGGCAUGGUUUUUGCCCUGAUAUUCGAAUGCCUGAUGGACCUGAUGGGAAAUGAACGCUUCCCCAGUGCUGUUGGACUGGUCACCAUCAUCGAGUGCUUCCCCAUGCUACUGGGACCGCCUGCUGCAGGCUUACUGGUGGACAUCUUCGGUGACUACAAGUACCUUUUCUUCAUGUGUGGCACAGUGAUCUUGACCGGCGGGCUCUUCCUCUUCAUCAUGAACAUCUACAACUAUCACAUGCUGGAGAAAGAGAAGCCAGGAAAGGAUGGAGAGCAGAACCAAUUAAACGUAGAGAGCCAGGAGCAUGUGAGCGCCUUAGAGGUGGAGAUGAAACACACCCCCGAGGCAGAGAUGGAACGAAGUGAGCCCGAGGCUAAAGAGGCAAACGGAGUCCAGAGAGAACCACAGCCGGAGAAAAGUGCAGAAACACCACAUUAAUUGGGAGUCAAAUGUAACUCUCCAGUCGGGUGCUUUUUAAAGCUUGCAGGUGAAGGUGACGCAAUUAAACGCACGCCAGUCCAACCUGGAAGUUUGGAGAAUUGCUCUUAGGUUCUCCUCGGCCGCCAUAAGUGUUUUCUGUGGAAGUUUGUGUUGCAUAAGUAACACUUCAUGUACACCAUGACUUAUUCACAAAGUCUGUUUUCAUUUCAUUUUGUCGCAUUUUAAUUUGCGACCAAAUGAAAUGAACAGGUGCACACAAGUUCAGUCAUUUAACAAGCAACAACAGUGAGAGCCUAUAGUCAUGCUUUUGACUCUGUUAAGCGGUAUGUCAGCACAGAGGUGUGUGCUGACACUGAUGGGUAUGCCAUUAGUCUUGCAAUUAUUUGUUUUACUUCAUUUGUAGUAUUUCUUUCAUUUCCUUUUAACAUUUUGACCGGCUGAUGGUGUCUGGGGACGCUUUCACUUUUCUUCUGAGUUGUUUUGAUUAAUCUUUUAGGGGAACAUCCGUGUCUGUACUAAAUUCCAGAGCAAUCACUUUAAAUGUUGCUGAGAUAUUUAAAUUAAACAAGUGUCAGCUACAUGGUGACUGCAGAAGUCAUAGGCUUUCUUGUGUGGGGACCAUGGGUGUUUUGGUACGAAAUCCACGCAGUUUCAGAGAAUGCACACAUCCUUGAUAUCUGGAAGUGAAUGUUUGCACUCUGAACACCUUUCUCUCCCAUAAUUAUCAACACACACUUUGUGUUUUGUCACUCUUGUGAUAUUGUUCAUUAGAGUCUUAUGAAUUUGUAAUUGUUCUUGCGUUAAUGCACUUAAUCUCAGGAGACUAUCACAAGAUAUUUUGCACUUGCAGUGUUUACAUAACGAAACUGACAAUUGGUUGAACUCAUUAAAUACUGUAGCUGCCAGCAAAGACAUUGACAUAUUUAAAGUGUGUCUUGGAACACAACCUGUAACAGAACCUGAAGUUUAUAUUGACUUAAAAUGAUUCUCUAAAGUAAAUAAUACUGUCUUUAAA